Molecule: messenger RNA, 1081 nt
Organism: Triplophysa dalaica
Lineage: Eukaryota; Metazoa; Chordata; Actinopteri; Cypriniformes; Nemacheilidae
Exons: 4
Coding region: 291-1073 (260 amino acids)
Source: RefSeq, a predicted model, not a curated record
AUAACUUCGCGUCAAUGUUUUUCUCUCUCCCACGAAAACAGUAAUUAUUGUAUGUUUCUAUACGGGAUUAUAUAUAUCCACACGCUGCAAUUUUAUUAAUGAAUUUAUUUAACUUAUUUUAAGUGCAUUUUUCUAUGUGUUGAUCUUUCUAUCUCGGACUGUUAUUUUUUCUAUCGCUUCUGUUCUCGUCUAUUUUGGAUUUUCGAUCUUGGAGAAGUGAAAACUAAUGCCAGCCAGAUAUAGGUCCACACCAUGAGCAACAGAAGCUUUUUGGAUGACUUUUUGAAGAUAUGACAUAUAUAUUGGUUUUAUUCGCUCUGCGCUUAUGGCUUGCACGUGUUGAUGCGGAUGUAGUGAAGUCAGUGUCAGUGAUGGAGGGAGACUCUGUCACUCUUCACACUGAUCUUGCUAAAAACCAGACAGACAUUACAAUAACAUGGAGUUUUGGACUUGAAGCGACUCGUAUAGCUGAUAUCUUAAAAAGGGAUCAAAUGAACCAUUUCUUUGUUAGUAAGGAUGGGAUAUUCAGAGAUCAUCUACAUUUGGACAAUCAGACUGGAUCUCUCACCAUCACAAACAUCAGAACUGAACACACUGGACUUUAUAAACUAUUUAUUAGCAGGGACAAGGUCUCAUUUUUUGUUUUUAAUGUUACUGUACAUGCUCGUCUGUCUGUUCCUGUCAUCAUCAGAAACUCUUCUCAAUGUUCUUCAUCAUCAGAAAGAUCUUCAGUGUCAAAAUGUGUGUUGUUGUGUUCAGUGAUGAAUGUGACACAUGUGAGUCUCUCCUGGUACAAAGGAAACAGUUUAUUGUCCAUCAUCAGUGUGUCUGAUCUCAACAUCAGACUCUCUCUACCUCUGGAGGUGGAAUAUCAGGAUACAAACACAUACAGAUGUGUCAUCAACCAUACCAUCACAAACCAAACUCAACAUCUGGACAUCAACAAUGUCUGUAAAUCAUGUUCAGGACUCAUGAUGAAGCCACACUGGGUGGGAAUCACAGUUUUUAUUGUAAUGCUGGUUAUGACGACUGCAGCUCUGGGUAAUGUGGUUUCUCUACUACAGGAAAACUAGACACAGAG